Fusarium venenatum is the source of this 714-nucleotide messenger RNA. Lineage: Eukaryota; Fungi; Ascomycota; Sordariomycetes; Hypocreales; Nectriaceae. The record is from RefSeq and is a predicted model, not a curated record.
AUGUCUAUCAACAAACAUGAAGAAAAUAGCCGUACUGUAGCCACCAGGGACUUCACUGAGCGAAGCAUAGUGGCCACAGCACCACUCAGACCAAUGCCAGCCUCAGCCACUGCUCUACCAAUCGGUGCAUUUGCGACAACUCUUACCACUUUAUCCUUGAGUUUGAUGGAGUGGCGGGGUGUCAUAAUAGUUAACGUAUACGUCGCAAAUUUCUUCUUCGUUGCGGUUUUUGGCCUCUUGAUAUCUGCUCAGUGGGAGCUGGCGGCUGGCAACGGAUUAGCCUACUCUGUUUACAGUGCAUUCGGUCUGUUCUAUGCAGGUUACGCGGCAAUCUUGACGCCUUCUUUCGGCAUCGCAGAAGCGUAUGGCGACGAUGUGACACAAUACAACAAUGCUUUGGGAUUUUUCAUGAUCAUAUGGAGUGUCUUUGUCUUGACUUUCCUUAUUGCCUCACUACCCACAAACGUCGUUUUUAUUCUGAUUUUCGUAUUUGUCGAACUCGGGUUUCUUUUCGUAGCUGCCAGCUAUUUUUCUACUGCUGAUGGCCAUCUCGCGGCCGCUAAAAGAUUGAAGCAGACAGGAGGGGUGUUCUGCUUCCUGGCAGGACUUGUCGGAUGGUAUCUCACGACCCACUUGUUGAUAAAGGACUCUAUUGUGGAGCUCCCACUUGGAGAUACCUCCAAGUACUUUAAAAAGGCAUGGAAGCAGGAGUAG